CGCGUGAAAGGGGGCAUCACCGACAUUUGGACAGGCGAGCAGGCGGGUCAAGCAUUCCCUCAAAAGCCUGCUAGUCCCGGCACCGCGCGUUGCAGGCUCUCAUCGCUCCCUCUGCUGCUGCGCUGCGGGGUGUCACGCCGGCGCUGCCUCUCUCCCUCCACGCUGUCAUUCCAGCAGCAUUGUGCACGCCGCUACUGUUUGAUGUCGCUCUUUCACGCUCGCAACGCCGCCAAUCGCGACUAGAAGCCGAGGCGCGCCAAUCCCAAUCUUCCAUCACAGUCAGUGUUUCACGCUUGCCCAGCAGCCGCAGCGCCCUCCGGCGACAUCUGCAGGCCUGAACUUUGAUACGGACUCCGAUACGCACCAGGCACGCCAGCAGCGACAGCGGCAGCCCGCGCUGUGAAACACCGUGAACGCACCAUGAACACCCGUAAUGGCACGCUGUCGCCCGUCUCGACUGACAGCCAGGAGUGGUCCCCCAUAACUCGAUACACGAACCUGGCUAGCGAGAACCCAUAUUCGCCCACGCUGCCGCCGAGCACCUACGGAGGGAGUCAGUACGGCGGCAGCAGCACCGAUGGAGGCAUGCUCAAUGGAAUGCGCCAACAAGGAAACGGCAACCCGUCGCCGCCCAGCUCUGUAGGCCGCUCGAGUGACGGCACAGGGCUGUAUGCCGCCAGCCUCGCUGGCAGCGAGGCCAGCAUGAGCAACAGGAAGAUGCAGGUCCUGGAGGAGACCAUGGCCGAGCACUUCAGAGUGCUCAAGGUGUACCUCGGGCCGUAUUUGAACGACGCGCAAGGCAACCCCCGACCUAGUAGAGCCAAGGACAAGCUUACGAGGCUGUCUGGCGUGCAAUUCCAGGAGCUUAGUACCGAUGUCUACGACGAGUCGUUGCGAAGGGAGCAAGACCGCAAGCGUGGAGGACCAGGCGCGCCAGGCAACGAUACGCCCAAGUUCCUGCUGCCCAAGAACAACUUCCACCCAAAACGCAACCAGGCAAGACAAAAGCUGUCUACGCUGCCUCUCGAGCGCUUCCGCCAACUCGCGACCGACGUCUUCUACGAGCUGGAAAGGAGAUUCCCACGAUUCACCACUGGUGAUAUGGCGCGGUCAGCGAGUCCUGCAGCCAGCAUUGCGAGUCGCAUAAGCAACAGAGGGCCACCCAGCCGUUCAGGGACACCUAAUGGGAGCAUGGACAGCAGGAUGGGCGGCCGGCCAUCGCCAGGUCUCGGAUACAGAGGGCCGCCUCCACAGGGAGACCCACGAGGCAUGCAGGGGCCCCCAGGAGGACUCGCACCAGGAUCGCAGGCUAACGAAUUUGGGCGACCGCUUCCAAAGACUUUUCAACAGAAUACCAUUGUGCCGAACAAGGGCACAUUGGUAGAAGACGACGAUGAUAGCGCUGCGGAUGACGACGAUGCAUUCAACCUAGAAGGUGCUGCAGCUAGACGGCAAACAAACAAGAGUGCCAAGAGCAUGAGCAUGGCGCAAGAGAAAAUGGUUACAGAACUACAGAAACAAGUCGCAGAGCUGCAGAGCAAGACCAGUGCCCUGGAAGGCACGUUACAGGACAAAGACGAGGAGCUGCAAAAGCUAAAGGAUGCUGAGGGGACCAGAGACAGCACCAAUGCAUCAGAGCGCGCUGAAUGGGAUGAACUUCGGUACUCGCUCCAAGACAAAGUAGAGAAGGCAGAGAACCUGAACGCAUCUCUACGAUCAGAGCUAGACAGAAUACGCAGCGACCACGACGAAGAGCAGAAAAGCCUUCGUGCGCAAAUCGCCGACCUCGAAACGAACCCACCACAACAAGCAUACAACAACGGUAAUGACGAAUGGAGACAACGGUGCGAAGAGCUGGAGCGCGAGCUGAGCGAGCAGCAGCAGGUUGCGGAAGAAGUUCGAAGAGAUGCCUCUACGUUCUUGCAAGAGAUGCGCGAACUGUCUGCACGCAGCGAUGCUGCUGUCGAGAAAGAGGAACAGCUCACAAGCCAAGUGUCGACAUUGGAGGAAGAGCUCAAGGAGUGGAAAUCUCGAUAUGCCCGUUCGAAAACGCAGCUCCGAACGCUCAAGGCUUCAUCAAUCGGCUUAUCAGGCCUCGCAUCGCCGGAUAUUGCCAACUACAGCCAUGACCCAAGCUUCUCGACACCGGAUGGCUUGGUUAGAGAUGUCCACGUCACUAACUUCCAACUCAGUAUCGACGAGCUUCUCCAGAAGGCACGCAGGGUGGAUUCCGAGCAGACACUCGAGAGCAUGCGCAGUGUAGUCAAGUGUGUGCGUGCAAUCACCGGCGAAAUCGACAGCACGCCGCUCUCACAGAUGCAAUCGCCUACUAGCAGCGUCAGUGGCGACUUGAUGGCAAGUCCGGAGAAGCAGCAAGCAAAGCUGAAGUCACGCGUCAGCGCUACUGCCAACAACCUCAUCACGGCAGCGAAGAACCAUGCCUCUUCGAAUGGCCUGUCACCUGUCAGUCUUCUGGAUGCUGCUGCAAGCCAUCUUUCCACCGCUGUCGUCGAGCUCAUUAAGCUCGUCAAGGUGCGACCGACACCAGACAAUGAAUUGGACCGUGAUGGGCUAGACCGCGAGGAAGUCGAUGACAUGCCUAUGCCGCUGAAGCCAACGGUUUUCAGCGGAUACAGCGCUUUCACGCCAAACAGCACAAGCAAUAAUACAAGCGACAACAGUAGCAGCAACAACACCAACGGCGUAGGUCCUGACCGUGGCCACCAGCGUGGGCUGAGUAGCAAGGGCAGCAAUGCGACCGGCUACAGUGCAUACAGCUCACCCUACAGUGGGUAUGGUCGUGAGAGCUCAGACUCGAAUGGUGCAAAUGGUGAGAUUGAUAAUGGCAUGACAGAGUUCAAAAACUACCUUGAGGACCAAACUGCCCUCCUGGUACAGAGCAUUCAGCCACUGGUCAAUCUUAUCCGUUCCAGCCCCGACUCCACACCAGCCGAGGAGCAACAGAUCUACACCUACAUCCAAGACAUCUCACAAGCUGUUGACGACACUGGAGACCGCACCUACGAUGCUGUCAAACAACUUUCCAACCCCGCUUUGCAGAAACAUGCAAUCCCUGUUGUUCAAGUUCUUGAUGACUGCAGACGCGAUAUGCUGGACAUCGACAUCCGCAACGGCGGACGCGACAAGAUCCCUCCACUGGCUUUUAAGACGGCCAGAGCUCUAAAGGAACUCGUCCUUCGCAUCGACCGCAUCGAGUCUGGCGAAUUGACCGUUGAGCAGACUCUCAAGACCGACUUCUAGUCCCCGCAAACAGUCCGCGCAAACGACUGACGUUUGCAAUCGCUUUCAAUGAGCACCUAUGUAACGAUCCACUUCCCUGCUUUUACAUUAUACCUACAGCCUCGAAUGUGCUUCGACGCGGCGUUCGCAGGUCUUUGAUGGGUAGCGUCUUAUGCACCCCUCCUGUUGUUUGCAACCUGUUCAUGUUGGAUACCUCGACUCGCUGCUAUGCGAGCAUGCGACAUCACGAAUGGUUUAUACCUUACCCUACCUAUUGCUAGUGUCUGUUAUCAAGGGCGGGUUCGUUGUGCACUGCUGAGUGCUUGUGUGAUCGACUCAGUUGUAUGUUCCAAGGGCAAUACUAGUCAAACCGAAUGUGCUAGUAGCAGCUUCGCAAAGUCGGAUUGAACGUGUACAGUUACCUUGUAGUAAUGAUUUGAGCCU
This is a messenger RNA of Macroventuria anomochaeta, 3684 nucleotides long. RefSeq lists its product as uncharacterized. The transcript has 4 exons. Gene Ontology annotation, cellular component: cell cortex of growing cell tip; actomyosin contractile ring. Bases 421 to 3261 code for a protein of 946 amino acids. NCBI's taxonomy places the organism in Eukaryota, Fungi, Ascomycota, Dothideomycetes, Pleosporales, Didymellaceae. Gene Ontology annotation, molecular function: MAP kinase scaffold activity. The record is from RefSeq and is a predicted model, not a curated record.